This is a messenger RNA of Aplysia californica (California sea hare), 2740 nucleotides long. RefSeq names its product CBL-interacting serine/threonine-protein kinase 26-like. Gene Ontology annotation, biological process: intracellular signal transduction; protein phosphorylation. The coding region runs from base 1129 to 2082 and encodes 317 amino acids. Lineage: Eukaryota; Metazoa; Mollusca; Gastropoda; Aplysiida; Aplysiidae. The transcript has 2 exons. Gene Ontology annotation, cellular component: cytoplasm. Gene Ontology annotation, molecular function: protein serine/threonine kinase activity; ATP binding. The record is from RefSeq and is a predicted model, not a curated record.
CUUAGAGGAGGGGGCGAAACUUUGGAAACAAAAAAACAGGAAAAUGGUAAAAAAAAAAGAUUAAUAAUAUAUCGAGUAAACCAAAACACUAUCUGGAAUGAUUGUAUCUCUUUUUUCAAUAUGUAGCUUUUUCUGGCUAUAUCGGAGUUGUAAAAUGUUUUUGUUAAUAUUUAAUAACAUUAUUGCAUUCAAACAAUUGUUUUGGUAGCAAAGGUCUUUUCUUACAACUGCAUCUAAGACUCGUCCAUCUUGCAACAAGACCAAGGCAAUCAGAUUCUCUUGAAAAGGACCAACUUCAUCUCAGUCACGAGAAUUGCUGUCAAGCCAAUUUAAAUGGGGUAUUGUUCUCGAAGCUGUCACCUUCGAAGAGGAAAAAUUAAAAUUGCUCUUUUAGCGCCAUCGCAUCGUUUUUCUAAAACAUUGUUAAAAUUUCAAUAUUUUCAUUACUUUUUAAUACGUGUCGUGUUCAUAAAGACUAUCCACUGAAACUUUCAGUUCCAUUGUGUCCAUAAGUCAUUAUACGAGCCUUAAAAAAGCUGUCCAUUGUUAUAUAAUGAAACCUUAAUUUUUUCUUUGUGCCUGUAAUCCCACACGUGACUACUGCUCAGUUUUUUGUUGUCGUUAUCAAAACAGAAACCGCCGUAGGAGCGGGGGCGGUAGGUUGACACCUGGUCAGCGUCUAUGAAGAUUACAUCACAGGCGUAAUAUUUGACUGGACACCCAGACGCUACCCCCUUGAGGCUACCGGCGGUUGUGUAAUCUGGCGACGAGCCAUGAGAAGUACUUGAAUUUCUGGAAAGUUCGACGUUUCAACAAAAGAAAAUGAAAGCACAACGACUUUUUACGUCCACUCAUAAGGACGAUUACUCCGCCCCUCCAAGCAGAUUGACAGCCAAUCAGAACUGUGGGCUUAACUCCUGCCAAAAAUGAACCUGCUUUUGUCACAAAACAAAACAUAUGCAAAACGUUUGCCUGUACCAUUUCUUUCAUCGCGUGUUUCGAAUGUAAAGUGCAUGUUAUUGCUUUGUAUUGCCGUUUCGUUUAACUUCGGGUUGUCAUCACUAUAUUCAGUUCCUAUAUCUGCGACAGUUUUAUUUCAAUUUUGAGGAUUUGCAUCUGGUUUUGGUUAUGUUUCUCUCGCAUUCAAUCUGUUUCUGGUCGGAUAUAACUAUUUAUUCAUUUCAAGUGGUUUUAAUGAGUUCUGUGCCGCUGAAGGUGUCUUUAAAUGUUGUCCAGGUAGAAGUAGUGUAUGAUGUCUUUCUUUAUCACCGCAUCCAUUUCUCGUCCGUCUUGCACGACGGACAACGCAACAAGAUUCUCUUAGCAGGGUGCAACAAAAAACGCGACAAUAAAGUCGUUAUCAAGCUGAUGCCUAUUCUUUCUCAUGAGGACGCAGAUCGCUUCAUCUACGAGGUGUGUCUAAUGAAACUGGCUGCUGACAUCCCCGGAGUUGUGACUUUGUCGUCUGUUACCAGAUGUGAUAACAACGGCUAUUUCAUCAUGCCGUUCUACGAAAAGAGAGACCUGCUCUCGCAAGAAGGGAAUCUAAGCCACUUCAGCUGGUUCAAAGUAUUUGUCACGAUGGCGGUGACUCUACGAAGACUGCACAAGAAGAGGAUUUAUUAUCAGGACUUGAGGCCACAGAACAUCCUCCUCACUGACUCUCACGUCGCCUUCAUCUCUGACUUUGGCGCUGCGAGUCUACUCCCAAAGGGAAGUGACAAGGUGGACACGUGGACAGCUGCGCCUGGUUUCCGGGGACCCGAGGCGGACCAGGAGGGUGGUCCCUUCUGUCCAUUCCAACUGGACACCUACAGCCUGGCUGUCAGCAUGUGGCAGGUACUGUCUGGUCUGUGUCCAGUCAAGAACAAGCCUUUGGAUCACCUAGACAACAUCCCCCCGCAGUAUGCUCCCUUGUUGAAGAAACUUCUUCGUCCGGACCCCGACAAAAGAUGGACCCUGGACAAGUUCCUCACUGAGGCCCUGGUGCUACGCCCGGACCUGACCUGUUUUUGUCUUGGAUUCUUAGAUCCCGACCCAAGCGUCCCAAGGAGCAUUGAUAGACAGUGUUACAGUUCGUAGAUUCAGCCCUCGUUGAGAUUGGACAUUGUGCCUAUGUUGAGAUUGGACUUUUCGUCUGUGUUGAGAUUGGACAUUGCAGUUUUAUUCGUUUUGUUAUUUUAAAUAAGUAAAUAUAUUAACGGCCUUAUAUAAAUGGACCGAUGCAAUUUAGUCAUCCUCAAAAAGAAACUUGAAAUGGAGGUAUACAUGACAGAAAAAGGCUGAAAUAAAUCUAUACAAUAACACAGUCUUGAUUCUUGGCUAACCGAAGAGAUAUACUACUUAAACUUAUACUUAUAGAAUUUCAAGUCGGUACCAUGUCGAAUACCUGCAAAAUCUAAAAAAUACUCAAUACCGAAAAUAUCUGCGCUAUUUCCCAUCAGGUUUUGGAAAAGUCCUUUGAACUUUUUAACAAUAGAAUUAAAAACAUUGGCAACUUUUCGCUGCCCCAAAUCUUGUUUAACAACUGAAAGCAUUUUUGAGAUGCUUUUUAUAAUUACGCUUAAACAGGAGCCAAUUCUACAGGUUGAUAUCUCAUUGUAAAGUUUUCUAGUUUGCAUCUUAAGUUUAUUUGGUAUGCAAUCUGGAUAAUACACCUUUGAUGAACUGGUACCAAUAUCAUAAAAAUGUUCUGAAUUAAGCAGGUUCAAGGGAGAAAGAGAGAGAGAGAGAGAGAGAG